Protobothrops mucrosquamatus (brown spotted pit viper) is the source of this 653-nucleotide messenger RNA. Its product is annotated as membrane-spanning 4-domains subfamily A member 4A-like. The transcript has 6 exons. Lineage: Eukaryota; Metazoa; Chordata; Lepidosauria; Squamata; Viperidae. The record is from RefSeq and is a predicted model, not a curated record. Bases 9 to 653 code for a protein of 214 amino acids. Gene Ontology annotation, cellular component: membrane.
AGCCCAGCAUGGAUUCUCCCGGGGUUAUGGGUGCAGGCUUCCUGUCUUCCUCCACUGAGCCUGAUCAUCUGGUCCCAGUGAAGAAGUUUUAUCAGGGUGAACCUGUGGCCCUGGGGAUCUCACAGAUAAUCUUAGGAAUCACUGGAAUAGCUUUUGCGAGUCUGGUCAACGCAAUUGAUGAUUCGGUCUUCCUUACAAAGAUACCCUAUUGGGGUGGAAUCUUGUACGUUAUUUCUGGAUCCUUAGCUGUGGCAGCUGCUCGGAAUCCAAAGAUCCCUCUGGUGAAAGGCAUGCUGGCAAUGAAUGUGAUAAGUAGCAUUGCAGCUGGCAUUGGCAUCAUAUGCUUGUUUGUAACCCUCAGCUACAACUUAGUAUUCUAUGUCAGGCAUCUUUGCAAUCAUGAUGAUACUGAAGCUAAGGAAAAAUGUUACGAAACUAUGAUGUCCUCUUUUAACAUCUUGAAUGGAAUAAUAAUUAUUCUUACUGUGUUCACCUUCCUGGAGUUUUGCAUCACCAUCUCCAUUGCAUCUUUUGGAUGUAAGAUGCUUUGCCGAAAUGCCUUCCCUGAAACGGUUGUAAUCAUUUAUCAGAAUGAGACUCCUGCCAGUGCAGAACACUCACCUGUUGACUGCAAACAGUCAGAAUCCACCUGA